This is a messenger RNA of Cuscuta campestris, 1605 nucleotides long. Lineage: Eukaryota; Viridiplantae; Streptophyta; Magnoliopsida; Solanales; Convolvulaceae. The record is from the annotation of a GenBank genome assembly.
GGAAUAUUGUUGAGUGCCUCUCAAGCGUCGUAUCAACUAUCAAACACCCAGUUAUUUCUAUUUUCCAAGCCCAGACCGUCCUUUUGUCAUUUUUUCACUCUCCCUGCAGUUUUGCGCGUCACCAUUCAAUUGGCCAUAGCAGGGCAGCCAUGAUCGCAACACAGAGAAGUGGAUCCGGGCAAUUGACAAGCCCUAAAUCCCAAUCCUCUACCCAAACGGGACCAUAUCUUUCAGUUUCAGUGACUGAUCCGGCUAAAAUGGGCAAUGGCGUGCAAUCUUAUAUUUCAUACAAAGUCAUCACUAAGACUAACUUGCCCGAGUAUCAUGGGCAAGAAAAGAUUGUAAUUCGACGUUAUAGUGAUUUUGUCUGGUUGCGAGAUCGUCUUUUUGAGAAGUAUAAGGGCAUCUUUAUCCCACCUCUUCCAGAAAAAAACACUGUAGAAAAGUUUAGGUUUAGUGCUGAGUUCAUUGAAAUGAGACGUCAAGCUCUGGACGUGUUCAUUAACCGCAUAGCUUCACAUUGUGAGCUUAGACAAAGUGAAGAUUUAAGAAUAUUUUUGCAGGCGGAAGAGCAGACAAUGGAAAGAGCCAGAUCCCAGGAGACUGGUAUUUUCAAGAAAAAGCCUGCUGAUCUGAUUCAAAUGUUUAAGGAUGUACAAUCAAGAGUGAGUGAUAUUGUCCUUGGAAAGGAAAAACCAGUUGAAGAAUCGAAUCCUGAAUACGAGAAACUGAAGCAUUACAUAUUUGAGCUGGAAGAACAUCUAGCUGAAGCUCAAAAGCAUGCAUAUAGUUUAGUAAAGAGACAUAGAGAAUUAGGAGAGUCUUUGUCAAGCUUUGGGAAGGCAAUCAAGGUUUUGGGAUCAUCUGAAGACAAUGCACUGGGGAAGGCAUUUUCUGAACUUGGGGCAAAAUCUGAGCUUAUAUCAAUUAAGCUUCAGAAAGAGGCACAUCACCUCCUAAUGAAUUUUGAAGAGCCAUUGAAGGAUUACGUUCGAGUGGUGCAGUCAAUUAAGGCCACAAUGGCAGAGAGAUCAAAUGCUUUCAAGCAGCAGUGUGAACUGGCUGAAGCAAUUAAAUUCAAGGAGAUAGAUUUAAACAAACUAAGGUUAACACGAUCAGAGAAGUUGGUUGAGGUUGAGCGUGAAUAUGAAGUGGUGAAAGCUGAGGGAGAGGAAGCGGCCCAAAGAUUCAGAAAAAUAGUUGAGCUGAUGAAUGGAGAGAUUGUCCAAUUUCAAGAGCAAAAAACAAUGGAUAUGGGAAUUGCUUUCCAUGAGUUUGCCAAGGGACAAGCAAACCUUGCCAAGAAUAUUGCAGAGGCUUGGCGAGGCCUCCUUCCUAAGCUUGAAGCUUGCUCCUAAUCACAUAAUAUUUGGUAACUCUUGUGUUGUAUGUUCCACUAACCUUUUGAUCUGCUUUUACCGAUACAAACAGAUUCAAUAAAUAAAUAAAUGCAGACAGUUGGUCAAGUCUGUUAUUGAUUUUUACCUCCAGAUUAUGCCACUUUCUACCAUGGGAUCCCUUCCCUUAACAAAUCCAUUUAGUGUGCGGAGUUAAGAAUGUUGUUUCAAUGUUUCUCAAUAAUCAUAAUAAAAGAAUUACAUGGGG